CAUCCUCCAGGGCAGGCAAGGGAGAAGAUGGAGCCAGAGUCCUUCUACAACCUGCUGCAGCUCCCCAAGGAGGUGGACCCGCCGACGCAGGAGGAGCUCCCCCAAGGAGGAAAGAAGAGAUACCUGCCACCCACUUCCAAGAAGGACCCAAAAUUUGAAGAACUGCAAAAGGUGCUGAUGGAGUGGAUCAAUGGCACGCUGCUCCCGGAACACAUUGUGGUCCGCAGCCUGGAGGAGGACAUGUUCGACGGCCUCAUCCUGCACCACCUUUUCCAGAAGCUGGCAGCACUCAAGUUGGAAGCAGAGGAGAUCGCCUUGACUGCCGUGAGCCAGAGGCGCAAGCUUGCAGUGGUCCUGGAGGCCGUGAACCGGAGCCUGCAGGUGGAGGAGCAGCAGGCCAGGUGGAGCGUGGAGACCAUCUUCGGCAAGGACCUGCUGGCCACCUUGCACCUCCUGGUGGCCCUGGCCAAGCACUUCCAGCCUGAUCUGCCCCUCCCGGCCAACGUGCAGGUGGAGGUCAUCACCAUCGAGAGCACCAAGAGUGGUCUGAAGUCAGAGAAGUCGGUGGAACAGCUCACCGAAUGCAGCAUAGACAAGGACCAACCUCCGAAGGACGUCUUUGAUGAAUUAUUUAAGCUGGCUCCAGAGAAAGUGAACGCCGUCAAAGAGGCCAUCAUGGACUUUGUCAACCAGAAGCUGGGCCGCCUGGGCCUGUCCGUGCAGAAUCUGGACACCCAGUUUGCAGAUGGGGUCAUCUUACUUUUGCUGAUUGGACAACUGGAAGGCUUCUUCCUGCAUUUAAAGGAAUUUUACCUCACUCCCAGCUCUCCUGUGGAAAUGCUGCACAACGUCACGCUGGCCCUGGAAAUGCUGAAGGACGACGGCCUGCUCAGCUACCCCAUCAGCCCUGAGGACAUUGUGGACAAGGACAGCAGGAGCACGCUGCGGGUGCUCUACGCCCUGUUUUCCAAACACAAGCUGAAAGCAAGCGCGGACGGGGCGGCCCACGGCACCUCGAGCUGA
Messenger RNA from Cynocephalus volans (Philippine flying lemur), 1023 nucleotides. RefSeq names its product parvin gamma (gene PARVG). Gene Ontology annotation, cellular component: focal adhesion; cytoplasm; actin cytoskeleton. Gene Ontology annotation, molecular function: actin binding. The transcript has 12 exons. NCBI's taxonomy places the organism in Eukaryota, Metazoa, Chordata, Mammalia, Dermoptera, Cynocephalidae. The record is from RefSeq and is a predicted model, not a curated record. Bases 28 to 1023 code for a protein of 331 amino acids. Gene Ontology annotation, biological process: actin cytoskeleton organization; substrate adhesion-dependent cell spreading; cell projection assembly.